AUGGAUGCGGCCAUGGUGUAUCAGCCAAUUAAGGAACAACGUCAAUGGGGUGGCUCUAUUGUUGGUCGUUUUUACAAACCACGAAACAGAGCGAUGACGCAUGCCAAUAUGAUGAACAACUACUUCAACUCCAAUUUCGUGUACACAGAAGAUGAUUUCAGACGUCGCUUCCGGAUGAGGCUUCAUGUGUUCAAACGUUUACUUCAUGAUGUCCAUCAAGUAAAUCCAUACUUUCAACAAAAGCUGGACAGAGCAGGUCGCCCUGGUUUCUCACCUUAUCAGAAGGUUACUGUUGCACUACGAAUGAUGGCCUAUGCCUCCCUAACUGAUUCGAUGGAUGAAACCUAUGGUAUAUCUGAGUCUACAUGCCCUGAUACUCUUACUGAAUUAUGUAACACAAUUGUUCACCUUUACAAAGAGGAGUACCUCCGCGAGCCAAAUCAAGAAGAUCUGGAUCGGCUCAUUCGCAAAGCUUAA
This is a messenger RNA of Pyrus x bretschneideri (Chinese white pear), 477 nucleotides long. RefSeq lists its product as uncharacterized. NCBI's taxonomy places the organism in Eukaryota, Viridiplantae, Streptophyta, Magnoliopsida, Rosales, Rosaceae. The coding region runs from base 1 to 477 and encodes 158 amino acids. The transcript has a single exon. The record is from RefSeq and is a predicted model, not a curated record.